Molecule: messenger RNA, 1612 nt
Organism: Paramecium octaurelia
Lineage: Eukaryota; Ciliophora; Oligohymenophorea; Peniculida; Parameciidae
Source: the annotation of a GenBank genome assembly
AUGUUGAAGCUAUUAGAAAAUCUUGAUUAAUUUGGAGUGGCAUUUUAACCAAGCAUCAAAUAUUGUAAAAAUCAACACAAAACAGCAAUCGGAGGCAUCAUGUCAAUCGUAUUGUAUGGUUUAAGUUUUGCUUACUUAAUUUAUUUACUAACUUAAUGGAGUUAAGGGUAAACACUACCUAAAAUCACAACUACUUAGAGAAGCAUUAGAAAUUAUGAUUAUACCAUAAAUGAAACUUAUGUUCAAUUCGAAACAAGAAAACUUUAAUUAUCUAUAAUUGAUCCAUUCGAUCCAAAUGCAAUAGUGUUACAACCUGUUGUUUAUAUUUUUAAAAAUGGGUUGAUUAUCGACGAACCCUAAGCAGUCAACUAUCCAAUUUAAAGAAAGGAAGGAUUUAUAGUGUUAAAUAUAUCCAACUUGUCGCUUUCGAUAAGUGAGGAAAAGUCAGAUGAGACACCAGAGAUCGAGAUGAUGAUUGCAUUGGGGAAGUGUUAAAAACGAUUCUUACUAGAAGGAUAGUAGUGUGCAAAUCAAACAAUAAUAGAUGGCUAUUUCUCGCAACCUACUAAUUCUCUGCUACUUAGACAAUUUGUGAAGGAGUUUAAUACGAAUGAUGAAGUCUUGGAAAAUAUAGGAAGAGAAUAGUUGAUUAGUAUUUAACAAAAUUACACAUUUUAAAUUUAAACGUUUGUUCGUAUGUAGGAGACUAAUGUUGACACAGGAGCCUUGUUUGAAUAGAUGCAACAAUAUAAUUUUAUUGUAGAUUACAGAGGGAGCAAUUCUAUUUUAGGAUUAAGUUACUUUGGGUAGAUUUUAAGUUAUAAUGUCUAUGUGUCAUUGUAUUACAAAAUAGAUAAUAUCUAAUAAAAGCAAAUAAUCAUAUAUCCAAAGUUAAGUGAAGUAUUGGCAGAAGCUGGUUCUAUAGCAUCUACACUAUUAUUGAUAUCGUAUUUAGUUGUAAUUCUAAAUGAGACUCAAUUAUAUUAGGAUGCAAUCAAUCAUGUAAUAUCUUUGUACUUUCCUGAAUUUGUUUAGAUCAAGAUUAAGAAGAAUAUCUUGGGAUAAAUUAUCUAAGUUGAAAGAGAUGGGAAGUUGUUAGAUUUAAAUGCAUUUAAGACCCAAUAUUAGAAAUUGAAGAGGAUAAGUCAAACCAAAUUAUCAAUUUCUAAUCAGAUCUAUGAAUUAUCGAGGAUUUAAAUUAUCUUGUAAACUAUCUUUUCAUCUCAAUUUAUGAGUUAAUCCCAUCAAAAAGGAAUUCCACUUACAACCACAUAUUUAGAACCUUAAAAAGAAGAACAGCAAAGCAUAGUUAAAAUAGAAAUGAAUACCAAUUAAGACAAUCUUCUCAAACAAAAUUAAAUUGUAAUAAAAUUAAAUAACAAAGAUCCCUGCUUCUAUCGAUAGUUUAAUUGAGAAGAAGAUCUAACAAGAAGGAUCAUAAUAGAAACAAUAGCCAUGUUAAUAAGAUACCUCCAAAGGUGAUGUGUGUUAAGCAUUAAAUUUAAGAGACAAAGUUUAAUUAUCCUAUGAUUUUCUACUAUAAGAAUCUGAUUUUGAUUUGUUGAGUCUGCCAAAUCAGGACACGAGUGAUUAGGAUAAUAAAAUUAAAUGA